UCAUGGCAUAUUAUUUGGAAAAAAUUGACAUCAACGAUGUUUUAAUCGGUACUAUUAGAAACGGGUUUAAAAUUAAGUUUCAAAUUCGAUUUUCAAUAAAAACAAAAUGUUUUUUGGGACGACCUUCUCCUUCUUUCCCUAUAAAUACCCAACCCAACUUGGUACUCUUACAACCAAGUUAACUAGUGUAUUAACUUCCCCUUUGUGUUUGGUUUCAAUGGCAGUUUCAAAGUUCCUCUCGCUUGGCACAUUCAUCACUUUUCUUUGUGUCAUAAUCAACGCUAACUAUGGCCGUGUCGAAGCGUCUCACAGAGUUUAUCCCCAAUUUCAGUCUUUAAGUGCAGUUAGUGUCAAGCAACUUCUGCGAACUAGCUAUCACUUUCAGCCUUCUAAGAACUGGAUCAACGAUCCAAACGCCCCUAUGUACUACAAUGGAAUAUACCAUUUUUUCUACCAAUACAAUCCCAAAGGUGCAGUUUGGAGCAACAUGGUUUGGGCACAUUCAGUUUCAAAAGACAUGAUCAAUUGGGAAGCACUUGAACCAGCAAUUUAUCCUUCAGAACACUUUGAUAUCAACGGUGCUUGGUCUGGUUCAGCCACCAUUCUUCCUAACAAUAAGCCCAUAAUUUUAUAUACCGGUCUUGAUCACAAAGACAGGCAAGUUCAAAACUAUGCAGUGCCAGCCAAUUUAUCUGAUCCGUAUCUGCGUAAAUGGAUCAAGCCUAGUAACAACCCAGUGGUUAAUCCUGGAAAGGGUGUGAAUGCCAGUGCCUUCCGUGACCCAACCACUGCCUGGUGGUUAAAUGGGCAUUGGAGAAUGCUGGUUGGAAGCAAAAGGAACCAUAGAGGGAUAGCCUAUUUGUAUAGAAGUAGAGAUUUCAUGUAUUGGAUUAAGGCUAAACACCCUUUUCAUUCAGUACCCUAUACAGGAAUGUGGGAAUGCCCUGAUUUUUAUCCAGUUUUAUUAUCUGGUAAAGAAGGUUUAGAAACGUCCAAUAUCCAGGGAAAACCUGUUAAGCAUGUUUUGAAGGUGAGCUUGGAUAUUACCAGAUAUGAUUACUAUACGGUUGGUACAUAUUUAACUGCUAAGGAUAGAUAUGUGCCUGAUAAUACAUCAGUCGAUGGUUGGGCUGGCCUUAGAUAUGAUUAUGGAAAUUUCUAUGCUUCAAAGACAUUCUUCGAUCCUGCCAAAAAAAGAAGGAUUUUGUGGGGUUGGGUUAAUGAAUCUGAUACUACUGAAGAUGAUGUUAAAAAAGGAUGGGCUGGAAUUCAGGCAAUUCCAAGAACAGUAUGGCUUGAUCCUAAUCAAAGGCAAUUGAUGCAAUGGCCCAUUGAAGAGUUGGAGACUCUAAGAGGGAAAAAUGUUAAAAUGAGACACCAACAGCUUAAAACAGGCGAUCAUAUUGAAGUCAAAGGAAUAACUGCUGCCCAGGCUGAUGUUGAUGUUACCUUCUAUAUUCCUAGUUUGGAUAAAGCUGAGCCAUUUAAUCCUAGUUGGACAAAUGCCCAAGAACUUUGUGCAAAAAAGGGAGCAGAAGUUCAAGGUGGGGUUGGUCCAUUCGGACUCUUGACAUUAGCUUCAAAAAACCUAGAAGAGUAUACUCCUGUCUUCUUCAGGGUAUUCAAAAGUUCAAAGAAGCAUGUAAUUCUCUUGUGCUCCGAUGCAACGAGCUCCUCAUUGAUGGAUGGGCUGUAUAAACCAUCAUUUGCUGGCUAUGUCAAUGUAGAUUUGGCUGAUAAGAGGCUUACUCUUAGAAGUCUGAUUGAUCAUUCUGUUGUGGAAAGUUUCGGAGCUGGAGGAAAAACAUGCAUCACAUCCAGGGUUUAUCCUACAUUAGCAGUGUUUGAGAAUGCUAACUUGUAUGCAUUCAACCAUGGGACCGAGACUAUCACCGUUGAGAAUCUUAAUGCCUGGAGCAUGAAGAAGCCUCGGAUGAACUGAAAGGAAUCGACUCAUGACUGCCUAGUUAAGUUAUAACAUGUAUGUUUCUAAUGUGCAAGUCUAAUGAAUAAUGAACAAGUUUUGCACGCCUAAGUGAAAAGUUUUUCUUUUUCAGUUUAAUCUCGGAUAGGUCUUUGAAUGCUGCUGUGUUUUCUGUUUUUUAGGCCAUGUAAUGUUUUUGCCUUGUUUUCAUUAUUAAUAAAGUGAAAAAAAAAAUUUAACUAAUGAGAAAGGGCCGUAAGACAUAGAAUGAGUUCUAAAGGAAAGAACUUUCCUUC
Durio zibethinus is the source of this 2220-nucleotide messenger RNA. The record is from RefSeq and is a predicted model, not a curated record. NCBI's taxonomy places the organism in Eukaryota, Viridiplantae, Streptophyta, Magnoliopsida, Malvales, Malvaceae.